This is a messenger RNA of Aspergillus oryzae RIB40, 357 nucleotides long. RefSeq names its product CVNH domain-containing protein. The coding region runs from base 1 to 357 and encodes 118 amino acids. The record is from RefSeq and is a predicted model, not a curated record. The transcript has 2 exons. Lineage: Eukaryota; Fungi; Ascomycota; Eurotiomycetes; Eurotiales; Aspergillaceae.
AUGUCCUUCCACCAAACCUCCUGCGACAUCCACCUAACCCCCGAACAAGGCCAAAGGAGAACCUCCCUAGUCGCCAUAUGCAACAACGAUGAAGGAUCAGGUCUAACCAGCGACAUCUUCCUCGAUGACUUCCUCGGUAAUGAUAACGGGCAUUUUAUCUGGGGCGGAAAGAACGUUACCCGUACAUGCCGGAAUCUCGAGAUAACCAGAGAAGGACCGUCUCGACUGCCCGUUCUUCAUGGCGAUCUUCUGAAUAGUUCCGGGGAUUAUGUGUCGGAUCAUUGCUAUCUUGAUGAGCAUAUUUUUAAUAUCAAUGGGGAGCUUUUGUUUAAGCCGGAUGAGGGGACGGAAUGGUAG